Messenger RNA from Akanthomyces muscarius, 2676 nucleotides. RefSeq lists its product as uncharacterized. The coding region runs from base 1 to 2676 and encodes 891 amino acids. The record is from RefSeq and is a predicted model, not a curated record. Gene Ontology annotation, cellular component: cytoplasm. Gene Ontology annotation, biological process: proteolysis; peptide catabolic process. NCBI's taxonomy places the organism in Eukaryota, Fungi, Ascomycota, Sordariomycetes, Hypocreales, Cordycipitaceae. Gene Ontology annotation, molecular function: metalloaminopeptidase activity; zinc ion binding; peptide binding. The transcript has 4 exons.
AUGCCAGACAAGAUUACGCUCCCUCGUAAUUACAAGCCCUCUCACUACAAGCUCUCGCUGAGUGACUUGGACUUUCAAGCAUGGACUUAUAAAGGCACCGUCAGCAUUGAUCUGGAAAUCACAGUCGCAACCAAGAGCCUUGCCUUGAAUGCAGAGGAGCUCAAAGUCAUAAAGGCUGAGCUCCAUGACGACAAUGGCAACGCGCCACGGGUGAUCCCGUCCGCUGGCCACAGCCACCGAAAGGAUGACACCAGUGUCACAAUCUCCUUCGAUGCAGAGCUCCUCGUUGCCAAACCUUACACCUUGAUUAUCAGCUACGAGGGGAUCCUCAAUGCGCAGUCAAUGGGAUUCUACCGCGCACAAUACAAGGCGAUCUCCGAGCCACCAGCCUCGGUAGCUCGGGGCGAAGAUGGCUCGCCUCAUAUUGUGUGCACGCAGUUUCAACCCACUGGCGCGCGCCGCGCAUUUCCUUGUUUUGAUGAGCCCAACAUGAAGGCCACUUUCUCUCUGGACAUUGAGCUCCCGUCCGAUCAGACGGCUAUCAGUAACACGCCCGUCGUGGCGACGCAAGAGACAAGCUCGGGCCGCAAACGCGUGAGCUUCGAGACGACACCAAUCAUGAGCACCUAUCUACUCGCCUGGGCUGUCGGUGACUUGAAGUACAUAGAAACGUUUACAGAACAAAUGUACAGAGGCAGCAAGAUCCCGGUGCGGUUUUAUGCAACGGCAGGCUCGGAAGAACAAGGUCGCUUCGCCAUUGAAGAGGCGGCCAAGGCCGUGGACUUCUUCUCCAGCACUUUUGGUAUCGAGUAUCCACUGGCCAAGCUAGAUAUUGCUGCCAUUCCCGAGUUUGUUUUUGGGGCAAUGGAGAAUUGGGGCCUCAUCACUGGCAAAGCUAAUCUUUUGACUUUCGACGAAAAGACGAGCGGCUCAUCCAAGAAAGAGCUGAUAUCAUCCAUCAUCGCGCACGAAGUGGCCCACCAGUGGUUCGGCAACCUCGUCACCAUGGACUGGUGGGACGAGCUCUGGCUGAACGAGGGCUUUGCGACAUGGGCGGGCACCUACGCCGUCGACCACCUGCACCCUGACUGGAACACGUGGGCAACGUUCAUGGGCGAGGGCAUGGAGGGCGCGCUGAUUCGCGACGCCAUGCGCUCCUCGCACCCCAUCCAGGUCAAUGUCCCCGACGCCCGCAACGUGCACGAGAUAUUCGACCAGAUCAGCUACCUGAAGAGCUGCGCGGUGCUCAACAUGCUGGCGAGCCACAUGGGCGUGGGUACCUUUCUCGCUGGCGUGUCGAGCUACCUGGAGCAAAACAGCCACCGCAAUGCCACGGCGGAGGACCUGUGGCGGGCUCUGGGCGAGGUCUCGGGAGACGACAUCGUCGCCAACAUCAAGCCAUGGAUCGAGAAGAUUGGACACCCGGUGCUGACCGUGACGCAAGAGUCUGGCCGGCUGACUCUGAAGCAAUCACGCUUUCUUGCCGCCGACGACAUGAAGCCGGAAGAAGACGAGACGAUUUGGUGGAUUCCGCUCGGCUUCCGAAGCUUGCCUGACGACAAGCAAGUGCCGUCCAUGAUACCGACGCUUUCAGAAAGAGAAACGUCGGUGGACGUGCCGGACGAGCUGCUGUACUUGCUCAACGGUCCCGGCACAGGCUUCUACCGCGUCGCGUACCCCACAGACCACCUAACCAAGCUUGGCCGGAGGCAGGAUGCGCUGAGCGCCGUGGAGAAGCUCACGAUUCUCAACUCGGCGUCUGCGCUCGCCUUCUCCGGCUCCGGCUCCGUCGUUUCUCUGCUUGGAUUCAUGCAGGCCUUUGCGGACGAGACGGACUCGCAGGUGUGGCUCCGGAUGAUGCGAGACUUUUCGCGACUGCGGCAUCGCUUCAACGACGAUGCGGAAAUCCUACCCGGGAUCAAAGCCCUGACAUGUGCUGUCAUCAGCAACAUGGUCAAGGAGCUGGGCUGGCAGCCAGUGAAGGGAGAGUCGCACCUGCGAUCGGCGCUGCGAAGAACCAUGUUGGAAGCAGGCUUUUAUUGCGAUAGCGACGAAAUUCAAGAAGCCGCUCUGAUGAAGAACAUGAUGGACGAGGCAGACGCGGAGCAGCGCACCAUCGAUCCCGCGCUGCGCUACAUCGCCUGGGGUGCCACUGCCAGAGCCUCGCCCAAGACGGCCGUCCCGGCCAUGCUCGCCAGGUGGCAGACGUCGACGUCGACGGAAGAGCGCGGGCGUCUCGUGCGCGGCGUGUGCAUGGCGCGGGACCCCGACGUGCUCCGCGACCUCGUCCUGCCGUUUGGCUACGGCGAGGCGCCCGGGGGCCUGGCGCUCCGGCCGACGGAGAUGUUCCCGCUCGUCACGACGCUGGCGCUCCAGUGGCCGGAGCGCGGGCUGCAGUGGGAGCACGUCAAGGCGCACUGGGACGGCGCCGUCGCGGCCAAGCUGGGCACGCCCGAGGCCGUCACCCGCGUGCUUAACGGCUGCCUGACGGGGUGCACGGACGAGGCCGAGGCGGCGGAUAUCGAUGCGUUCUUUGCGAACAAAAACACGGACGGGUAUGCCAUGACGCUGGCCAAGAUCAAAGAUGGCAUCCUGAGCGCGAGCCGUUUCCGCAAGAGGGAGCGUGCCUCCUUGGCGGCGUGGCUGCAGGAGCAGGGCUACAUGGCGUCGCAGUAG